Candoia aspera is the source of this 2529-nucleotide messenger RNA. RefSeq names its product vomeronasal type-2 receptor 26-like. Gene Ontology annotation, cellular component: plasma membrane. The transcript has 6 exons. The coding region runs from base 1 to 2529 and encodes 842 amino acids. Gene Ontology annotation, molecular function: G protein-coupled receptor activity. NCBI's taxonomy places the organism in Eukaryota, Metazoa, Chordata, Lepidosauria, Squamata, Candoiidae. The record is from RefSeq and is a predicted model, not a curated record. Gene Ontology annotation, biological process: G protein-coupled receptor signaling pathway.
AUGUUGUUUCUCCUGAUGUUCCUGGUGAACAAAACAGUUACUCUGAGCUGUCCUGCAAGUGAUGCCUUUCCUGUUCCACAUGAGUGGUACCAGCCUGGUGACCUUAUCAUUGGUGAAAUUGUGUCUCUCAUGGUUUACUCCUUUUAUGAAAUUCCAUUCAGACAACACCCUUUUGUAAACUUUUAUGAUACACCAAAUGUAAUCCCAAAAUUCUACCAGCAUGUCCUUGCCUUGGCCUUUGCUGUGAAGGAGAUCAAUGAGGACUCCCACAUCUUACCCAACAUCACUCUUGGGUUCCACAUCUAUGACAGUUACUACAACCCAAGGAUGACCUAUCGCACCACUCUGGACCUGCUUUUCAAAUCCAAGGAAUUUGUCCCAAACUACAAAUGUGAUGGCCAGAAAAAGCUCAUGGCCAUCAUUGGAGGAUUAGAUUCUCAUACUUCAUCUUCUAUGUCAGAAAGUAUAAAUGUCUACAAGAUUCCACAGUUGAGCUAUGGCUCUUUUGCCCAAGAGGAAUUUCAGACUACUGAGUUAUCUUCACUUUACAGCAUGAUCCCAAAUGAGGACCAUCAGUACAUUGGAGUUAUACAACUUCUUCUCCGUUUUGGAUGGACGUGGAUUGGAGUCUUUGCUGGUGAUACUAAUAACGGAGAACAUUUCUGGCAGAAACUGCAGCCAUUGCUUUCCCAGAAUGGCAUCUGUUUAGCUUUCACCCAAAAAAUUCCAAAACGAGCCCAGUUGGAAGCCUUGUCAGAAUUGUUUGAUGCAAUCUCAAUUAUUUUUAAUAAGCUGAUAGAUCAGAAAGCAAAUGCUUUUCUCAUCUAUGGAGAAUCAUUCACACUUCUGUGGCUCAGAACUGUUGUUUUUCUACGUGAUCCUGAAAAUGAAGAGAGUGCAUCAUUUAGAAGGGUUUGGCUCCUGAUGAACCCAAUUGAUUUCAUACUGACAGGAAUGCAAAGGGGUUGGGACCUCCAGAUGUUCCAUGGGGCUCUUGUCUUUGCAAUUCAUUCAAGAGAAAUUCAAGGGUUCAAAGAAUUUCUUCAGGUUAUCAAACCUUCAGCCCAUGAAGAUGGAUUUCGUCAAGAUGUUUGGGAUCAAUUGUUUGAAUGUUCUUUUUCAAAUACAGAAUUACCAUCAAUGAGCAGUGAAGCUUGUAGUGGAGAAGAGAAUUUGGAGAAUCUGCCUGGGCCUCUCUUUGAGUUGCAGAUGACUGGCCAAAGCUACAGUAUUUACAAUGCUGUUUAUGUGGUGGCACAUUCUUUGCAGAAAAUACUCCAUCCAUUUCUUCAAGGCAUUUCUUUUAACAAUUCAGCUGGAGAGAGAGUGUUCCUGAAUGAGAAACGGGAAGCAACAGGUGGAUUUGACAUUAUCAAUUUGAUCACUUUUCAAAACAGAUCCUUCCAGAGAGUUAGAGUUGGAAAGUUAGAUCCCAGUGCUCCAAAGGGGAAAGAAUUAUUCAUUGAUGAAGAUUUGAUUGUCUGGCACCCAGCUUUUAACCAGGUUCUUCCACUUUCUCAGUGUAAUGACCAUUGUGCCCCAGGAUCCUGGAAGAAAGGGGCUGAAGGAAAACUUUUCUGUUGCUAUGACUGUGUUCCAUGCCCAGAAGGGAAGAUUUCAAUUCAAAAUGAUACAGAUGACUGUUUUGAAUGUUCAGAAGAUCAUUAUCCAAAUAAAGAAAAGAAAGGAUGUAUCCUGAAACUUGUGAUCUUUCUAACUUUGGAAGAAACAUUAGGAAUUGGUUUAGCCUCCACUGCUCUUUGUUUCUUCUUCUUGACAUCUUGGGUCCUUGCAAUUUUUAUUAAGCACAGGGAUACUCCCAUUGUUAAGGCCAACAACCGGGCCCUCACCUACACCCUCCUUGUCUCUCUCCUCUUCUGUUUUCUCUCCUCUUUCUUCUUCCUCAGCCCACCUGGCAGGGUGACCUGCCUUCUCCGACAAUCCACUUUUGGCAUCACCUUCUCAGUGGCCAUUUCCAGCAUCCUGGCCAAAACCAUCACAGUGGUUGUUGCUUUCAUGGCCAUUAAACCAGGUUCCCACAUGAGGAAAUGGGUGGGGAAAAGAUUGGCUUUUUCUACAGUCCUGACCUGCUCUCUCUUCCAAGUAUGCAUUUAUACUCUUUGGUUGUCAACAUCUCCCCCAUUCCCUGAGUUAGACAUGCACUCAGAAUCCAGUGAAAUUAUUCUACAAUGCAAUGAGGGCUCAGCCUUCUUCUUCUACUCCGUCUUGGGCUACAUGGGUAUCUUGGCCAUGGCCAGCUUUAUUGUGGCUUUUCUUGCCCGUGAAUUACCUGACAGCUUCAAUGAAGCCAAGUUCAUCACCUUCAGCAUGUUGGCCUUCUGCAGUGUGUGGGUAUCCUUUUUUCCAGCCUAUCUGAGCACAAAAGGAAAAGCCAUGGUAGCUGUGGAGGUCUUCUCCAUCUUGUCCUCCAGCACUGCAUUACUGGGAUGCAUAUUUUUGCCAAAAUGCUACAUCAUUGUUUUCCGGCCAGAGCUGAACCAGCGGGAGCAACUAAUAAAGAGGAAUUAG